AUGCUGAGACGACUGCUACCAUUACUGGCACUCUGUGCCUUGGCACAGAGUCAAUGUCCCUUUACGAGGCCCAUGGUCGAGGGAACGACUCGAAUUGUGAUGGUGCGUCUUCGCAAUCGGCAGAUGAUGCUGAAGCGGACGGCCAGUUCCGCUGUGGGAGAGUCGCUCCAGCUGUGGUGCAACCCGCGGGACGUUCGCCCGGUCACCUGCCAGCGCGGCCAGAGGCCAUCAUUUGUGCCUCCAUUACCGAUGACAUGCCAGACUCCGCCUGUGGCAGUCACAAUACCAGUGUCAGAUCGACGCUGCAGGGCCACCAUGCUCCGCGUCGGCUACAACAUUGGCAGGGGACAAUUCCUGGAGCUCUAUCGUGGCUGCUUCGACAGGCGGGCCGUGCGAGCUCAUUGGAUCGAGCAUCAGGUUUAUGCCAAGCCUUUCUAUGCCACACGCCCUUGUGUGCGAUUCACCUCCGACGGCGUCAUCUCGGGGGCGGACGAGGCCAGUUACUUGACGCGCAACAUUCAUGCCACCUUCCGCCGCCUGUUCGGCAACAAUCAGAACUAUGUGCCCAACAAUCGGGAUGUGAUCAUCAAUCGUGGCCACCUAGCCGCCUCGGCCGACUUCCUCUUCGGUGAUCAGAUGUGCGCCACCUUCAAGUACGUGAAUGUUGUGCCGCAAUUUAAGAGCAUCAACGAUCGCAACUGGGAGGCCAUCGAGCGUUGGGUGCGUAACUCAGUGCGGGGCAAUCGAUUCGUUAAUGUGCGCACAGGUGCCAGCGGUAUCCUCUCGCUGCCCGCUGCCAACGGGCAAAGGCAAGUCUUCCUGAGCGGCAAUCGCAAUCCGGUGCCCCUCUGGAUGUACAAGAUUGUUCGCGACUCAAACAAUCGUCCCCUAGUGGCAUUCCUCACCCUCAACAACAUCUUUGCCCGCCAGCGUCCCGCACCGCCGGCCUUCUGUCAGGCCGUCAAUUGUCCCAUACAAUUGGCAGGCGCGGCUGCUGAUGGCUUCACCUUUUGUUGCAACCCCGCCACCUUUAAUCCACCCAAUUGA
Molecule: messenger RNA, 1047 nt
Organism: Drosophila guanche
Lineage: Eukaryota; Metazoa; Arthropoda; Insecta; Diptera; Drosophilidae
Exons: 3
Coding region: 1-1047 (348 amino acids)
Biological process (GO): apoptotic DNA fragmentation
Cellular component (GO): mitochondrial inner membrane; nucleus
Molecular function (GO): metal ion binding; nucleic acid binding; RNA endonuclease activity
Source: RefSeq, a predicted model, not a curated record